AUGAAUGAAUGCAGUUCAACUUUCUGGACUGAUUCCACAGCCGUACUUCAAAGUAUAAGAAAUUCGAAGAAACGAUUCUCCACAUUUGUUGCUAAUCGUUUAGCAAAAAUUGAUAGAAAUACUGAUGUAUCACAGUGGCGCCAUGUUCCAACGAAGAUGAAUCCAGCUGAUGAUGCUUCGCGUGGUCUUAGAGUUGAUGCAUAUUUAAAGUCAGGACGAUGGAUCAAUGGGCCCGAGUUUUUGCGUCUUUCUGAAGACAAGUGGCCAAAGAUGCCGGACUGUUUUCCUGAUCCACCGUCUGAAUUUUGUCCAAAGCCAGUUCCAGAAAUAAAGUCGGCAUUUGUAAUAAAGGAAGAGUCUUCUGUCAUGGACAGGUUCAUAGGAUUCUUUUCUACAUUCUACCGUUUGAAGAAAGCAACUUGUUGGCUCAUACGAUUCAAGAAAUAUUUGUGUUCUCAUAAGAAGUCAAUAGACAAGCUUACUGAACUGCCAGCAAGACUGACUGUGCAGGAACUGAGCUAUGCUGAAAGAGUUAUUAUUGAAUAUGUUCAAAGACAAAGCUUUCGUGAAGAAAUGAAAUGUAUAUUAAAUGGUAAAUUUAUCAGUAAAGGUGAUUGCUCUCGCCGGAUGUUGAAACUUAAUCCUGUUCUAGAAGAUGGUUUGAUGAAAGUAGGAGGACGCUUGGAAAAUGCACCAAUUAUGCAUUCAUCAAAGCAUCCCAUCAUAUUGCCUCAUAAAUCACAUCUUACGGAUCUAGUCAUCAGGGAUCAUCACAACAAAGUUGGUCAUUCAGGUAUGGGUCAUACAUGGACCUCAUUAAGAGAAAAGUACUGGAUUAUCAAAGGUGGAGUUGCAGUAAGAAGGGUCAUCGGAAAUUGUGUUUCUUGUCGAAAGCGAAAUGCCCGCCCUGGAAAACAAUUUAUGGCAGAUCUACCUUCCUGUCGACUGAAAUCGGAUGAACCAGUGUUCAGUCAUGUUGGUGUUGAUCUAUUUGGACAUUUUCUUGUUCGACAGGGAAGGAGUGAUGUUGAAAAGAUGGGUUGUGUGUUCUCGUGUAUGACAACUCGUGCUGUUCACAUCGAGGUGGUAAAUAGUUUGUCUGCUGAUUCUUUCAUAUGUGCCACUCCGACGAUUUAUAUGCUCGAAGGGGUCAUUGUACUCACUAUAUUAUUCGGACAAUGCUGGGUAAUUUUGUAUUGGCAGAGAAAAAUACUUGAAAUUUCUUGA
This is a messenger RNA of Styela clava, 1227 nucleotides long. The record is from RefSeq and is a predicted model, not a curated record. Lineage: Eukaryota; Metazoa; Chordata; Ascidiacea; Stolidobranchia; Styelidae.